UCUGUUAUAUAUAUAUACAACCUACAUAACAUCUAUGAGGAAACACAAAGUGUCGCUUAAUUCUUUGGGUUCUAAACUAUAUUCUUCUCAACUUCCACAACUCAUAUUGGAUAAAAUCUUUUUAAUCUAUUUAUAUUCAACUUUCUACUUUCAAAGAUUCAUUGAUUUGUGUUGAAAAUUUUAACAAAAAUGGAAGAAUUCGGCUGGGAAAGAAACAUAUCGUUUCCAUGGAGUAACAAUAACAUCAAUCAUCAUCAACAAGAACUCGAAGAAACCUUCAAUUUCGGUUCAGAAAACAUCUUCUUCAACCCGAUCCAAGACCUUCCAAAACCCGGUUCAAGUUCAACCCCGACAACCACCACCGCCGGUUCACUUCAUCCACUACCCUCAAGUUUCGGUUCUGCCAGUCAACAUUGGCGUCAAACGUUGACCAUCAAUAACCCACCAGAGGACAAAACCGUAAUUCCCCUCACCACCGCCGCCCCAGUCAUCUCACUUGACAAUACGACGUCGCAUGAAUACUUAUCCAAGAAAGUUGUUAAAAACUUUAGCGACGACGUCGUUUCGUCUGACGAUUCCGUCACUAUUGAUUCCCAUUCGCAAUCCUCAUCGGAGAUAAAACCCAACAACGGCGGGUCAAGAUCCAAGAGACCCAGAUCGGAUCCGGGUCAACCCGAUGAAACAGACUCCGAGGUUGUUGUACAGAUGAAGGAGAUGAUAUACCGAGCGGCAGCUUUCCGGCCGGUGAGUUUUGCCGACGAUUAUGUGAUGGAAAAGCCGAAAAGAAAAAACGUGAAGAUAUCAAACGACCCGCAGACGGUGGCUGCACGGAAACGGAGAGAGAGGAUAAGUGAGAGAAUUAGGGUUUUGCAGAAACUGGUACCCGGUGGGAAUAAAAUGGAUACAGCUUCAAUGCUUGAUGAAGCUGCUAACUAUUUGAAGUUUUUGAGAUCGCAGGUCAAAGUCCUGGAGCAGUUUGGGCAGAAGGUUGAUUAUGUGGGAUGUGGUACAAGUACUAAUGCGUAUGGUACAAGUCAGAAUGGUGUUUAUAAUGUUACUAGUAGUACACUUGGGGUACCGUUUUCCAUGCAUACUCCUUUUUUACUACCUCAUCAAUAUUCAACAGGUUUACCCUACUCUGCCAACUGCAUGAAAUAGUUGUACAUUAUGCAGCAGAAAGUGUACUUAAGGAAUGCUAAAGUGCUAAACCUCAAACUCUAAUUUGAUUUUGGGUGUUGUUUAAUUAAUGUGUUUAAAGAUUGUGUCAUUACUCAUUAUUGUAAUUCUCUGUAUUUGGCUAUUUUCUACACUUUGCCAUCACUAAUUGUUCAAACAAGUAAAUUUCUCUUGUGCGUUACGGCGGCAUUGAGACGUAAAGUAACGCGGAUUUAUAUUGUCUAAUAAGAAUAUAUUUUGUUUGACC
Molecule: messenger RNA, 1423 nt
Organism: Helianthus annuus (common sunflower)
Lineage: Eukaryota; Viridiplantae; Streptophyta; Magnoliopsida; Asterales; Asteraceae
Product: transcription factor bHLH87
Exons: 1
Coding region: 190-1158 (322 amino acids)
Biological process (GO): regulation of DNA-templated transcription
Molecular function (GO): DNA-binding transcription factor activity; protein dimerization activity
Source: RefSeq, a predicted model, not a curated record